Molecule: messenger RNA, 3381 nt
Organism: Trichoplax adhaerens
Lineage: Eukaryota; Metazoa; Placozoa; Uniplacotomia; Trichoplacea; Trichoplacidae
Exons: 19
Cellular component (GO): membrane
Source: RefSeq, a predicted model, not a curated record
AUGUUCUACAGCGCAACUAUAAGAAAUACUUCUGAAGCCCCGGCUAUUUCAAAUGGUUUUGAAUCCGGAACAGAUUACUCCUCAAGUGAGGAACCGCUACAAGUACACCGCGUACCAAAACAUCGGCUUCCAGAUAGGCAACCGAUUCCCGUUGCAAUUCAUACCUUUAAAAUUAAGAUUUUACCCUGGAAGACUAUACAAAUUAAUUCAGAUCGAUUGAGUAUUGAAGCUCUACUAGACAGAAAUUUUAACAUAACUGAAAUUGUAUUACAAGUUACCCUUGCUGCUCUAGUUAGUGGCUUGGGCUUUCUAAUUCUAAUGCAAAAUUACCUUUAUGAGUUCUGGGUAUUUUGGUUUUGUUUCGUUAUGGCUAGCUGCCAUUUUUCUCUCUUGAAAAGUGUACAACCAGAUGCCUGUUCUCCCGCUCAUGGUUACAAUAAAAUUACCGUGUACAGUAGAUCAGUCUAUUUCUGCAUAUGUACGUCCAUAAUUCUUAUUCUUGAUGCUUUUGCGAAACAAAAGCCUGAUCCGAUGUACCUGUAUGGUCUAAGGAUAAACAAUCCUACUGUUGUCCUAUUUGCUAGGGAUCUGAUGAUUGUAAUUACGAUGCUUUUGCCAUUCCUGUUUCUACUUGGUAUUUUCCCACAAGUAAAUACGUUUUGCUUAUACUUCUUGGAACAAGUCGAUAUUCAUGUUUUUGGCGGAAGUGCUUUAACCAGUCUCCACGCUGCUGUUUUUACUAUCAUUCGAAAUAUUGCUCUUGUUGCUCUCAAUUAUGCUAUUUGCUAUGCUGCACUUCCGAGUACAGAAAAUGCUGCAGGGCAGAAUAGUUUAGGUUUUUCUGCCUACUGUGCUGUUCUCGUAUCAACAUCAUUUUUUCUAAGCCGGUCUAAUAGUGAUCCAACAAUAAUCUGGUCAUUAGCAGUACCCAUAUUUAAACACGGACAACCUCCUGAAGAUAUUUCACAAAGUGAAUCCAACGAUUUAGAGAAAAUGCUUCCUGAGAGGCUUAAAGUGACUAUUAGGGAGCGAUUACAUAAUGAUGCUGUCACUAUGUUGUUGAUAAUGUUAAUUGUCUUUGCUGUACACGCUACGACUAUAUUUAACUUUAAUGCUAUGGUAAUGAUAAUCAUACAAGUUUGCAUAGGUGUUGUUGGUGUAAUUUUGCAUUACAUUCUCCCACAAAUGCGUAAACAUCAGCCAUGGCUAUGUUUCAAAUACCCCAUUUUAAAGAGCAGAGAAUACCAUGUUUUCGAAGUUACAGAAGCGGCAAAAAUUAUGUGGUUCGAGAAAUUCUACAUUACAGCUCAGUUGGUUGAGUGUAAUGUGUUGUAUAUAUUUCUCUUCUUGGCUGCGAUUACGCAUAACGCUGCUAUUGUAAUGCGUAAUUUUGGUCCAUACGUUGCUCCAUUAAUACUGACCAUAACUGGGAUAAAAGCGUUUCGAUCCUCAUUUUGUCGGCCAGCACAUCAAUAUCUUACGUUAAUUUUUACGGUCCUGUGCUUCAAUUAUGAUUUGCGAAAAUAUAGCGAAACUUUUAUGAUUGAUUUUUUCUUUAUGGGAUUAGCCGUUAGCAAGAUCUAUGAAUUGGUGUUAAGAAUGAAAUUCGUACUUUCUUAUAUUUCUCCAUGGCAAAUUGCUUGGGGCUCUGCUUUUCAUGCAUUCGCUCAACCUUUUAGUGCUCCCCAUUCAGCUAUGCUUUUCUUGCAAACGAUUAUUUCAGCUGUACUUUCAGCUCCUCUGAAUCCAUUCUUGGGAAGUGCAAUAUUCAUCACUUCUUAUGCUAGACCGUUAAAAUUUUGGGAACGUAACUACAACACCCAAAGGGCAGAUCAUUCCAAUGUGCAACUAUCUUCAUAUCUCGAAAGGAGUCCACUGAGCUUCGACGACAAUAAUUUAAAUUCAAUUUUCUAUGAGCACCUUGCGUAUUCAUUACAGAAAAGUCUUUGUGGAGAUAUACUGUUGGGCCGUUGGGGAAUUGUAAUGGCUGGAGACUGUUUUGUCCUAGCGUCAGACUAUCUUAACUGCUUGGUGCAUAUUAUUGAGAUAGGCAACGGAUUUGUAACUUUUCAAAUACGCGGCCUAGAGUUUAAAGGAACCUAUUGUCAGCAGAGAGAAGUUGAAGCCAUAACUGAAGAAGUUCACAAAGAUAAAGGUCGGUGUUGUUGUUGCAAUUUAAAGCAAGAGCUACCAUAUGUUUUAUCUCUUAAUGCCGCAUUCAAUCAACGUUGGCUGGCUUGGGAAGUAAAGAAUAAAAAAUAUAUCUGUGAAGGAUAUAGCAUUAGUGACAAUAGUGCAUCGCCAAUGCUUCGUGUUUAUGAUUUGAGAAAAAUCUUGAUAACCUACUAUGUGAAGGCAAUUUUGUAUUACCUUUUCAAAAUUCCUAAUUUGGAAGAGUGGCUAGACAAAGACGUAGUCAAAGACAUGAUUGCUACUCGUUCUCGUCAAGGUUUUGUGGAUAUCGAGAGACUAUGUUUCUAUAAUAUGAUAGAUGAAGACUUUGAUCUAAGGAAAGGCGGAAUUACUAUGAAUAGUUUUUGCAAUAUUUAUUUUGAUUGGAUAAAGUGCUGUGCUAAGAAACGAUCACCUUCCAUGGUGGUAAGACGAGAAUCUCCCGCCGUUGUUCUAUCUUUUGCGUUUGCGACUCUUGGAAGAAGGGCUUUGGGUGUAGCUUCAAAUAAUCAAAUUGCGAGUCUGGAUUCUUUCCUCUAUGGAUUACAUUCAUUAUUUAAAGGAGACAUUCGUGUAAUGUCUGACAAAGAUGAGUGGGUAUUUUCAGACUUCGAUAUGCUUAAAAAAGUUAUUGCGCCAGCUAUUCGAAUCUCGCUCAAAUUGCAUCAGGAUCACUUUACAGCGUGCGAUGAGUAUGAAAAUGUAGAGAAUCUUUAUUCCGCAAUAGAAGCAUAUAAUGAUAAUAUCGUCAUCUGUCAUGAGGCAGACCCUCAAUGGAGACAGGCAGUGUUAUCAAAUGCACCUUCACUACUUGCCUUACGGCAUGUGCUUGACGAAGGUGUUAAUGAAUACAAGAUCAUCAUGUUAAAUAAAACCUAUCUUAACUUUAGAGUAAUUAAGAUCAAUCGUGAAUGUGUACGUGGACUGUGGGCAGGUCAGCAACAGGAAUUGAUAUUCUUUAGAAACAGUAAUCCUGAACGCGGGUCAAUUCAAAAUGCUAAGCAAGCCUUACGUAAUAUUGUCAACUCAUCAUGUGAUCAACCUAUUGGCUACCCUAUUUAUGUUUCGCCACUACUCACAUCUUAUUCUGAAACGAGCGAACAGUUAACUUCUAUAACAGGCAGAUCGAUCAGUUUUCCAUUACUGUCAAGACGAUUAAGCAGACUAUGGAGUAGAAUAUCUGGUUACUGCUCUUCCGAUAGAAAUAAU